Messenger RNA from Tachysurus vachellii, 1446 nucleotides. It is a transcript of the gene abhd5a, whose product is annotated as abhydrolase domain containing 5a. Bases 16 to 1134 code for a protein of 372 amino acids. Gene Ontology annotation, biological process: positive regulation of triglyceride catabolic process; negative regulation of triglyceride storage. The transcript has 8 exons. NCBI's taxonomy places the organism in Eukaryota, Metazoa, Chordata, Actinopteri, Siluriformes, Bagridae. Gene Ontology annotation, cellular component: lipid droplet. The record is from RefSeq and is a predicted model, not a curated record.
UGUGAUUCUCAAACUAUGGCUGAAGGUACCGAGGCGUCUGUUGAGUUUGGACUGGUACAUCAUGCUCUGGUGUUUCUACGCAUUCAUACUUUUUGCUACAGUUUUGUCAAAUUCCUGGAUGCAACCCUGAGGUCAUGGGGGAUCAGCCACUGGCUGCCAUCAUGGUGCCCAACAUCUCAGAGCAAACUGGAAGAGGCAGAGGAGAGGAUGCUGCAGUCCAUCCAAAGCAAGUUCUCCAAGCAGUUUGUCCAUAUCUCCAAUGACAAGAAGCUGUGGACGCUGGUGUUCAGUGACAAUGCAGAGCAGAAGACUCCUCUGGUGCUGCUGCAUGGUUUUGGUGGUGGAGUGGGGCUCUGGGCUAUGAACCUGGAUGCUCUCUCCCAGCAGAGACCCGUGUAUGCUCUUGACCUGCUCGGAUUUGGUCAGAGUAGCAGGCCUCAUUUCAGCAACGACGCCCAGGAAGCCGAAACACAGUUUGUGGAGUCCAUCGAGGAGUGGAGGGAAAAACUAGGCCUGGAGAGUGUAAUCCUGCUUGGCCACAACUUGGGCGGAUACCUGGCAGCAGCCUACUCUCUUAAAUACCCUUCCAGAGUAAAACAUCUGAUCCUGGUGGAGCCGUGGGGUUUUCUGGGGUGUCCAGAUGCUGUUGAACAGGACAGACCCUUUCCUGUGUGGAUUAAAGCCCUCGAGGUCGUCCUCAGACCCUUCAACCCACUGGCUGGCCUUCGGCUUGCAGGACCGCUCGGUCCAGGUCUAGUGCAGAUUGUGCGGCCUGACUUUAAAAAGAAAUAUGCUGCCAUGUUUAAUGACAACACAGUCACAGAGUACAUCUACCACCUUAAUGUCCAAAGCCCAAGUGGUGAAACAGCUUUCAAAAACAUGACCAUUUCAUACGGCUGGGCCAAGCGGCCCAUGCUGCAGCGCGUUGGCCUGAUUCACAGUGACAUUCCCAUUACUGUGAUCUAUGGGUCACGCUCCAGCAUAGAUGGCCACUCCGGCAAUUCAAUCAAAGAAAUGAGGCCAAAUUCCCACGUGGAGCUAAUCGCUAUACGAGGAGCAGGACACUAUGUAUUUGCUGACCAACCUGAAGACUUCAACCACAGGGUACUCCGUGUGUGUGACUCAAUGAGCUGAAGGGUGAUGAGGAAUGACUGUCUUUUUUUUUGUUGUUUUUAUGUUGAACUCAUUACAUUCCCUAUUAACACAGACAAAAUAGCGGGCCAGAGUGCCUCUGUAAAUUUGUACGUAUUUGCAUGUCGCAGUGCAGCAUGUAUCACUACAUCGUGUCCUUUACCAGACACACGUUUUGCACGCUGCAGGUUUGCUGAUCACUGAUCACUGGAAUUAUAAUAACUAUUGUCAUGACUGUUCUCAUUCAGGUACUGUUCCUGUUCUCAUUCUCAUUUCAUUUUCCCCACAACCUCCAUUAACGUGGAUUAAUAACUA